UGCGGAGCGGGCCGGCGGCCAUCUUGUGAAGCGGAGAAGGAGGUGGCUGCUCUGGGCUCCGGGAAGCCGUUCGGGCUGGGGCUGCCGGCCGCGGGGCGGAGGCACUCGCGCGGGGGGUAACUCGGGUCUGGGUUCGGGUGCCGCGCAGUUCUCGCCGGUAAGACUCCUGCAGCCCCGGAACGGGCGGGGCUGUGCGGGGCUCGAGCCGCCCCUUGGCCCGGGGCGGGGCCUUCGGAGGCCUCGGAGCCCGCCGCAGCGAGCGCCCUACACAAAAGGGUCGGGGCUUAGCUGAGGGGGUCUUGGGGCGCCACUUGGGCCUCUCAGUUCUGAGAGGAUUUAAGAAAGACACAAGAGAGGAUGGUCUGCCUACCGAAGAGGGCCCGAGGCCAUAGCGAGGACGCCCCGGUCGUCUGAGAGGGGAGGAAGCCAGAGCUGGGUGCCCCAGCGGCCCGCAAAGGAACGGGAACUGCAGUGAAAACACGCUACAUUCCAAAUGAACAAGAUUCUCUAUGCUCUCACGUGGGGCAGAGAUUAUAACUGUGUUCCGAAGUGAGAUAGUCGUAGUGAGGACACUCCCUCCACCGGAAGUGGGAUGGAGGCCUCUGGAAAAAGGGACUGGACACACCUGUGGGGAGGGAGCUGUAGUCGGUUCUCUCCCUUGAGUGUAGGAAGUCAGAAUUGGCCGGCCGCCAUGGAGGCCUGAAGUCUAAAAGUUGGUUUUAAUUGGUUGCCCACAGGAUUGACUUGACCUCUACUUCUUGUUAAGAAAAUACAUCUCUUAUUUUAUCAGGUGUGUGUGGUUUCAGCGCAGCAUGGCUGUGGUCAUCCGUUUGCAAGGUCUCCCAAUUGUGGCGGGGACCAUGGACAUUCGCCACUUCUUCUCUGGAUUGACCAUUCCUGAUGGGGGCGUGCAUAUUGUAGGGGGUGAACUGGGUGAGGCUUUCAUCGUUUUUGCCACUGAUGAAGAUGCAAGGCUUGGUAUGAUGCGCACAGGUGGUACAAUUAAAGGGUCAAAAGUAACACUGUUGUUGAGUAGUAAAACGGAAAUGCAGAAUAUGAUUGAACUGAGUCGUAGGCGUUUUGAAACCGCCAACCUAGAUAUACCACCGGCAAAUGCUAGUAGAUCAGGACCGCCACCUAGCUCAGGAAUGAGUGGCAGGGUGAACUUGCCUACAACGGUACCCAACUUUAAUAAUCCUUCACCCAGUGUAGUUACUGCCACCACUUCUGUUCAUGAAAGCAGCAAAAACAUACAGACAUUUUCCACAGCCAGCAUAGGAACGGCUCCUCCAAAUAUGGGGGCUUCCUUUGGGAGCCCAACGUUUAGCUCAACUGUUCCGAGCACAGCCUCUCCGAUGAACACAGUCCCCCCUCCACCAAUUCCUCCAAUCCCAGCGAUGCCAUCUUUGCCGCCAAUGCCGUCUAUUCCCCCAAUACCAGUUCCUCCUCCGGUACCUACAAUGCCUCCUGUGCCUCCUGUGCCCCCAAUUCCCCCAGUCCCUUCUGUGCCACCCAUGACCCCACUGCCACCCAUGUCAGGCAUGCCACCUUUGAACCCGCCACCUGUGGCACCUCUGCCUGCUGGAAUGAAUGGCUCUGGAGCACCUGUGAAUCUGAACAAUAACCUGAACCCUGUGUUUCUGGGUCCAUUGAAUCCUGUUAACCCUGUCCAGAUGAACUCGCAAAGCAGUGUGAAACCACUUCCCAUCAACCCUGAUGAUCUGUAUGUCAGUGUGCAUGGAAUGCCCUUUUCUGCAAUGGAAAAUGAUGUCCGAGAUUUUUUCCAUGGGCUCCGUGUUGAUGCGGUGCAUUUGUUGAAAGAUCAUGUAGGUCGAAAUAAUGGGAAUGGAUUGGUUAAGUUUCUCUCCCCUCAAGAUACAUUUGAAGCUUUGAAAAGAAACAGAAUGCUGAUGAUUCAACGCUAUGUGGAAGUUAGUCCUGCCACAGAGAGACAGUGGGUAGCUGCUGGAGGCCAUAUCACUUUUAAGCAAAGUAUAGGACCUUCUGGACAAACCCAUCCCCCUCCUCAGCCACUUCCCAGGUCAAAAUCGCCCAGUGGGCAGAAAAGGUCAAGGUCAAGAUCACCGCAUGAGGCUGGUUUUUGUGUUUACUUGAAAGGGCUGCCAUUUGAAGCAGAAAACAAACAUGUCAUUGAUUUUUUUAAAAAGUUGGAUAUUGUGGAAGAUAGUAUUUACAUUGCUUAUGGACCCAAUGGGAAAGCAACGGGUGAAGGCUUCGUAGAGUUCAGGAAUGAGGCUGACUAUAAGGCUGCUCUGUGUCGUCAUAAACAAUACAUGGGUAAUCGCUUUAUUCAAGUUCAUCCAAUUACCAAGAAAGGUAUGCUAGAAAAGAUAGAUAUGAUUCGAAAAAGACUGCAGAACUUCAGCUAUGACCAGAGGGAAAUGAUCUUAAAUCCGGAGGGGGAUGUCACCUCUGCCAAAGUCUGUGCCCAUAUAACAAAUAUUCCCUUCAGCAUUACCAAGAUGGAUGUUCUUCAGUUCCUAGAAGGAAUUCCAGUGGAUGAAAAUGCUGUACAUGUUCUUGUUGAUAACAAUGGGCAAGGUCUAGGACAGGCAUUGGUUCAGUUUAAAAAUGAAGAUGAUGCACGUAAGUCUGAACGCUUACACCGUAAAAAACUUAAUGGGAGAGAAGCUUUUGUUCAUGUAGUUACUUUAGAAGAUAUGAGAGAGAUUGAGAAAAAUCCUCCUGCCCAAGGAAAAAAGGGGUUAAAGAUGUCUGCGCCAGGUAAUCCUGCAGUUCCAGGAAUUCCCAAUGUGGGAAUGCCCAAUGCAGGAUUGCCCAGUUCAGGAAUGCCCAGUGCGGGACUGCCUAAUGCGGGAAUGCCCAAUGCAGGAAUGCCUGCUGCGGGAAUGCCCAAUGCGGGAAUGCCUGCUGCAGGAAUGCCCAAUGCAGGAAUUCCCAGUGCAGGAAUGCCUGCUGCGGGAAUGCCUGGUGUGGGAAUGCCCGGUGCAGGAAUGCCUAGUGCAGGAGGUGAAGAGCAUGCCUUCUUGGCUGUAGGAUCUAAGGAGGCCAACAGUGGGCCUCCAUUUAACUUUCCUGGUAAUUUUGGUGGGUCAAAUGCCUUUGGACCACCACUCCCUCCUCCAGGGUUAGGAGGGGCCUUUGGUGAUGCUAGGCCUGGAAUGCCUUCAGUUGGAAAUAGUGGUUUGCCUGGUCUAGGACUGGAUGUUCCAGGUUUUGGAGGUGGACCAAAUAAUUUAAGUGGACCAGGAUUUGGAGGGGGCCCUCAAAAUUUUGGAAAUGGCCCUGGUAGCUUAGGUGGCCCCCCUGGCUUUGGAAGUGGGCCCCCUGGCCUUGGAAAUGCCCCUGGGCAUUUGAGUGGGCCUCCAGCCUUUGGUCCUGGCCCUGGCCCUGGCCCUGGCCCAAUCCACAUUGGUGGUCCUCCUGGCUUUGGAUCUAGUUCUGGAAAACCAGGACCAACAAUAAUUAAAGUACAGAACAUGCCCUUCACUGUGUCUAUUGAUGAGAUUUUAGAUUUCUUUUACGGUUAUCAAGUGAUCCCAGGCUCAGUGUGUUUAAAGUACAAUGAAAAAGGUAUGCCCACCGGUGAAGCUAUGGUGGCUUUCGAAUCUCGGGAUGAAGCCACAGCUGCUGUCAUUGACUUAAAUGACAGACCUAUUGGCUCUAGGAAAGUAAAACUUGUAUUAGGGUAGCUGUUCACAUCAUUCUUCCUAGGGUAGAUAUAGUCUUCAUAGUGCUGUGAUUAAUGCAUUCAGAUUGUUUUCCUAGUGUUUCCAGGUUAGAACCUGUGGAUUGUUUCAAUUGCAUAUAGAUUGGUUUCCAUAACAUAGAGUGUUGGUUGACUGUUUACAGAAGACUCACUACCGAGAUAAACAUUGCUGUAUGUUAUAGUAAAGCUGUCUUGAGAGAACACAAAAAUGAUUUUGGCAUACCAUUAGACAAACCAUUUGUAAAACUCAAAUGACCACAUGAAGCUUAUCAAGGAGUCUAGAUUGGUUUUUGUUUUAUACCAUAUGGAUGAAGAAGAUAGAAAUGUCAAUAGAGCUCAUUAAGGGUGCUCUUGCCAGCUGCUGAAAAAUAGAAGCUGGCUACUCUUGGAAUUUGGUUCAAAGCUGGACAGAUUUGCUUUGUUAUAGGGUCAAAGCAUUGUCUAAAGUUCUCGUUUUCUUUUAAAAUUGAAUAAAAUCUCUGUAUACAGAUUCACUGUAUGUACCUUUAUUGCUUCUUGAGGGUUCUUGCUGUAUAGACAGUCCUGCUUCUGAAGUUGCUGCUUUGUUUGCCUAAUUGACUCAUUUGUAAAUGAGCAGAAUUGCUUUGUUGUUGUUUUUCUAUUAUGAAACUCCACACUUGGUUUCUUCUACAACGUUGAACUUUUAAUUUCUAUUGUCACACUUAAAACUGUGUGGAAUAAGACAUUUGCCACAAAAGUAAAACACAGAGUCCUCUACCUACCAGAGCCUUUUUGGUUUGACCGCCGAGGAGUAGUUUAGUCAGUUUAAAAAUCGUGCCUGUUGUUUGGACGGCAUAAAAAACCAGAAACCACUUUCAAUAAUCAUUGUUUAAGAUGCCUAAGUUGAAAUCCUGCCCAAGAUGGACUCUAAUGUUCUGGCAAUUUCCUUUUGUUCCAAAUUGAUGUGAAAUGACUUGUAAAAGUAAAUAAAAAAGGGUCCAUUCAUAAGAAAGCAUCGUUAUAUAUAGGUUUUUAAAGUUGAAGUUGAAAUUGUUAGUUUUGUUAACGAUUAAUAGUGUGAUAGGAAAAGAUCCAUAAACUAGCCCAUAGAUUGAUACGUACUUAAUCCUGUUACUUGAAGGCUUUUUGGUCUAGUUGUUUGAUCAGGAGCCUGUUUACAAAAAUUCUAAAGAGUACAAGUGCCGCUGCUAGAGGGGAGAGAAUUGAGACUCCUUGCCCUUUCAUACUUUGGCAUUCAGGACGCUAAGGCAGGAGGACCACAUGGGUUCUGGUUGGUGAGUGUCCUUGUCAUGAAAACAUUUGCCUUACAACGUCCUACUCACUGCCGCAAAAGGCUCUACUUAUGGUUACUUUUCUUAAAAUGCUCUAAAGACGUGUCACAUAUUAUAAACGGAAUGGGAGAUUGGUGAGAUAUCAUGAAAAACAAUUUUGUCUUUUACAUGGGCCUCUGUCUUGGUUUGAAACAUCCCCAACAUUUCCUACAAAUCAAUGUACUUAUAAAGGGGUCAGCCUUUUAAAAGAAGUAUUUUCUAUUUAAGAAAAAUAGUGCCUUUUUGGUGUUGCAAUUCAGCAGAACGCUUAAAUACAGCGUCUCUUGUAAUUUAGAGUUAAGAGUGGCAACAGUUUCAUUUGUGUGAUAAGAUUUGGAAAGCCUUUUCAUCACUACAAUCUUAGAGGAUUGACAGUACAGGAUUUUUUGUUUAGGGAAAGGACUAUUUAGACUUUCAAAGACGAAAUGGCUGUGUUGUGGGUCUUUUGGUAAUUCACGAAUACAAAUUUGCUUUGACAGAUCACUAGAUAAUUGCCUCUUCAACUGAAAAAGCAAUAUGUUUGUAUAUGCUGUUCAAUUUAAGUUUUCUGUUAAGUAAUCAUUCUCAUUCCAAAGACAGAGUGCAAAAAACUUCAGCACUGCUUGGGAAUCUUAUUUCAACUGCAGAUUAUUUUCCCGAUUGGAAAGCUACUUUCAUUUUAGAAAAAUGGGUUGUUUUGAAGAUGAAAGUCUUUUUAUUUUUCACAAUUUAUUUUGGUUAUGUGUUCAUAAAUUCUUAUUAAAUAUUUCAUAUACUUCAUUGCAACUACUUUGUUAUUCCUACAUUUUAGAUAAAUGCUAAAAAAAAGGAAAACUUGAUUUCAUUGUUCACCAAAUUAAAUAAAUUUAAAAAAUAGUGGUUUGUGUAGAAAUUGGAGAGAAUUGUGUUUCAUAUUUGGUCGAUCACAACAGUGCUUCUCUUGUUGUGAAAUGUAAUUAAAUACUUUGCCCUCUGGAACUUGAUUUUUGUGUAUCUGAGACUUAUUAACAUAGUGCUAACUGCUAAGCAUACUGUUCCAUCUAGUUCUGAUUGGAGUUUGAGUUUUUAAAAAAUUCUUGAAAAUAUGUUCUGUGAAACUAUUCAUACCUCUCUUCCUGCAAAUUUUCUCCUAAGAAUAAGGUUUGGGAUGAAAAUUUACAUUAUUUUCUCAUUUGCUUGUAUGGUACGAAGGAUUUGUAAAGCUUUGCUCAAAAGUUUUGUGCAUUUGUUAACACUAUCAUGAUAUUUUCAAUCUUCUGUGUAAAUUUUAUUGCCUGUUUUUGGUGACUCUGACAUUAAUAGAGAAACUUUUAGGUUUAGUGGGUCCCCCCUCCAUUUUUUGUUUUGUUUUUUGUUUUUUUAGUUUAAAGGGUUAGUGAAAUCUAUAAAAUGUAUUUUAUAAAUAAGCAAACUUGUAAACUUUUCUUGAACUUCAGUGAAACAUUUAGUUCAUAAGCAACAUUUGGAGGUGUGUUCUGUGUUUGCACUGUAGUUUGGAUGUAGAAUUAUUAGUGGCUUUUUUUUUUUGUAACACAACACUAUUAAGUGAUAAGUUUCUAGUUUUGUGCUUCAAGUUGUCAAAGCAUUGAUAGUGGAAAUUCCAUUAGGAAACUUUAUUCGGAAUUUCAGAGAGUAAUAUUCAGUGUAAUUAAGUCAGUCUUAACCCACGGGAUGAAAAUAUAGGGCUGUGUAUGGAAGUAAACAGACAUACAUUUUGGAUGGAAAUACCUUGGAUGAAAAUAAGGAUGCACGAAAGCCUUAAUCAAGCUGAGUCCCUUUUAUUGGGUUCUGUCAUUGUGUACAGGUGUGGGUCAAGUGUUUAAAAAUGAAUCCACUAAUCAGUUGAAGAACACUUUAAAAAUGAGUAAAGAAAAUGUAAAAUUGCUGCUAGUUAAAUUUUCUGGAAGAAAUUCUGGCAGUGAUUACUUGAAAAAAUUAUUUCCUACUCUGGCAAACAUUUAAAUUGUUCUACUGGCAGUUCUAUAGUAGUCCAAACUUUAGAAAGCAGACACAAUAAAAUGACUUAUUGCCAAUGUGGCCACAACAUUGCCAGCAAAAUACUGCCUGGGCUUCAUUCAGCAGAGAUUUUUGUUUUUAUAGAUGAAGUCUUGAAUAUUGUUCAAUAAACUUGUCACGAAAUAAAACAGGCUGAUGCUUUUAAUGCUUUAACUGCACAGAUGUACUCUAUUGAGCUAUACCAUUAGGUAUUUUUGGGUCUUUUAAAAACUCGAAAAUAUUUUGUGCCUUUGGAAACAUGGCUUUGGUGAUCUUGGAGGUAACGAUUGUUGCUUAUCCUUGUCUGCUAAUGCUGAAGUAUGGAAAGAAGAGGAUACCUGGAACUGCAGGGAGGAAUCUUGAUUCUAGGUCAAAUCUGUGGUAUCCACUUUUAAAGACUUAUGUUUGUUUUGCUAGCAAGCCACUUUGUUAAUGUGGACUGAGAAAGAACUGGAAACCAGGUGCUCCUUUUCAUGAAAGGAGUCUUAAAGGGGGCUGUGAAUUUUUUUUUUUAAUGGUUAGGAAAUGGGAAAAGAAAUAUUCAGACUAUAUUGUCACUUGCACAUAUCUUUAAAACUUUGUUUUCCUUCUUUGUUUUUGCAUGAGUAUGUUAGGUAUUUGAAGUGGGGAAGUGGGGCUAGAAAUCAAAAGUAUUGCUGGUUUCUGACACUGAUGCUCUGAUUUUGUCCUUUCACGUUUGUUCAACUUCUACUGGAAAAAAAAAUAGCAAAUAAAAAGUUUCCAUAAACUCCAUAGAGUCUCUUUAAAAAAACAAAACUGAAUUGGAGUUGCAGAGAAAUUAGCGGGCUGUUCCUUUUAACCAAAACUCUUGAAAAAUGUUUAUAACUUUUUUCUUUAUCUUGAAAGUUUUAGCCUGAAUUUGAGUUUGAAUCCCCAGCUUGUUUGGGAAAGUUUUAGACUAGAUGUAAUAAAUUCCAGAUAGUUGCUGAGCUGUUCUAAAAAUUGUGACAGUUUGACUAAGCAUUUGAAAAAUUACAGAAUGAAAUCAGCUGUUUGGAAUAUCCAGAAAUAUCCAGAAUGGCCUUUACCAUCUUAAAAGGGUAGACUGUGUGCUAAUAUGUCUCUUUCUUGUUCAGGAGAGAUCACUCAAUUUCUAUAACUCAUGGUUGUCUGCCUUCCAUUGUUUUACAGCAAGUAACUGUCAAUUAUAUGCAUUUCCACCAUUCUCCUUACCCCCAGAAGUGGAGUUUUUAUGGGAUAUGGUAGAUUCCAAACUUAAUGGCUAUUCUUUUUAAUUAAAAAAAUUGCUUGAUAUUCCACUUCUUUUUAGCAUGGAAUCUGGUAGAUAACAUUAACUUAUUUUAAAAUGUUCUUGGAAGACUGUACUCUGGUGGUGGCACAAUCCUCUGAUGCUGUGGUGACUUUGGGGAAACUCUUCUGUUCAGCCAAUAAGUGGGCUCAUCUCUUGUUGGUGCCUGCUUGUGUAAAUCUUAAUUCUUCACUGUGCUGUUCUUGGAUUUGUUCUCGGUGCCUUAGCUAUUUUGUGCCAGGGAAUCUGACAAGCAUGUGGCUCCUUUUCUGCAUCACCAUAACUAGCAACUAGCAACCAAGGCACUGCUUUUCUACAUACUGUUCUCCUACUGAAGGGGCAAAAAGCCUCCUGGGGCAAACAUUCCAGCCCCAGCGACCGAAGGGCAGCACUCUUAAAACCUAGAGAAAGGAAAGUAGUGCUCAUUAACCAUAUUCCAUGAAUUCUGUUGAGAGCCCCAGGAACCUCUCCCUAGCAAAAAUAUUGACCAUUAGGUCAUAGAGACUAAGCAAACACCAGCUGUGGAGAAGUGGGUAAAUAGCACAUCAGAACACUGGAGUUGGCCCUCUAGCUGCUCCAGACAUCCGGACUCUGAUUUUAGUGACUUAAUAGUUUAUCAUCAGUUUUCCUAGUCAACCGAUGGCUUGCCAUUUCAUGUCAAGUGAAGGAGGUGGUGCCUGUUUGGGGAAAAUAGAGCCAUGACCAGGCAGAGAACAUAAUUCAAUAUGGACAAUCAAAGAUGUUAAAUAAUCAUAACACAUCCCAGUAUUCCAGUAUCAGACUGGUCCUUGGUGUUGAUUCCCUAUUUUGAUGCUGUCAAAUUUCCCCUUUUACAUGCUUAUACAGUAAGCUUGCUUAGUAACCAGCACUGUUAAAUUUUACUUUGACUGAAGCCCCCUCACCACUCUCUCUGUAACCCUAACUUAAUUGAGUUGGAGUGAGUGUGAGUUCACCAGCAGCUCUUGAUUAGUGAAAUAAGAUUUGUCAUUUAUGCAUUUGUGCUACACAUCAAAUGUAACCACUGCAUUGUACAAGAAGUCACUUGUUAGCCCUUGCAGAGUGGGAAAGUCUUAAGGGUAAGGAAGUUCAGCUGCUUAGGGGGGUCUUAAACCAUACUAACAGGUGGUAUUGCUAAUUUCCUCUUUUGUCUUUUGUUCCGCACUUCCCUAUGUGUUGGGUUGCAAUACAAAAAAAUGUCACAUCCUUUAUAUAUAACUCCUUUCUGUGGUGUGGGCCCAGGAGGAUCCCUCUGCUAUAAAUCUGGCUUAGGUGGUAGAAAGACUUGCAUUAGUUGCAUUACUCUUACUGAAGUAAAUAAUCCUAAUCACCUUUGCUUCUGUGACCACUGAAUUGGCAAGUUGGAACUGGAAACGUCUGUUACCGACAAUUUCACAUGGAUAUACAGCCUAGCCAUAUAACUCAUGCUAAGUAAGUGUUUUGAGCAGUGCAUCUAGUACUUAUACAUUGUGUUGGUUGGAAAAGGGAGUAUGAAAGAUAACCUGUUCUUCAGUGCCUUAAAAAAAGACUUGAAUGACUUAAAAAAAAAAGUCUUAAGACUUCAGUUUUAAAUGAUACAAGUGCUCAGUUGUGUAUAUACAAGGUAUAUACUCAUGACCCACUGGAACUUUCAGUAGAUAAAGGGAUUCCUAACCGGUUGCUAAAUGGUGGGACAGAAACAAGUGUAACGGAAGCCUUACAUGUGAUCUCUUAACUAGGGUUCUUGGGGACACAAUAUUUGUUAGUUUAGUAGAUUGAAAUGAUUCUGUGAGGCCAACACAGUGGCAGUAUCUAAAAUUCUGCCUGUCUUGAGCGCUUUUAAGUUGUCCCGUAACAGCAUAGCUUGAGGUUCCAGCAGCCUAAGUGGUAUGACUGAGCUGAAUGGUCUGCAGGGCAGGCAAACAAGGCAAGGGUUGGUUCUAGGGAUGUAUUGACCUAGCAGAGGGCCAGAACCUUUUCCCUUUUUAACAGUCUGUUGAGUAGCUGCCAGAUUACACUUUUUAUAAACAACCAGUCUAAGAAGACAUUCAUAAACACUUCAGAAUUGUGAAUUUCUCCAUCAGCUUAACCACUUACAUGCAUAGUGAUUAUGCAUUCCUUUCUGGGCUUAGAUACAUUUUGAAACAGUCUUAGCUUUUCUGUGUAAAAUGUCUCCCUUUUAGUUCUUGUUCUUAACCAGCACUGUCCAAUAGAAUUUUCUGCAGUGGAAGUGUUCUCAUCUGCACUAACGCAGUAAUUGAAUUAUAUGUGACUAGUGGCUACUGUACUGAGCAGCACAAGUCUAGAGAUCUUGGGCAGCACUGUCCAAUAGAAAAAAUAAUCUGUCAUUUAAAAUUUUCCAGUAGCCAGAUUUAAAAGGUUGGAACAAGUGAAUUAAGGAUAUAAUUUACCCCAGUAGAUCUUAAAUGUUAGUUUCUUUAAAUAUACUCAAUACAAGAUUAUUGAACUAUUUUACAUUCCUUUUUUUGUACUAAGAUUUCAAGAUUCAGUGGGUAUUUUAUAGCACGUUAUGACUUGAACUAAGCAUAUUUUAGGUGGUGAAUAGCCAUAUGUGGUUCAAAACUACCCUUUUGGACAGCCCAGAUUUACAAUAUAAAAAAAGUUAUUCCCUGUCAUUUCUCUCUUAGUUCUGCUGCCUCUUUCAACUGUUUCUUCACUUUUGGGUGUUCAAAUGUUGUUGCAUUCCUGCUAACUUUUACCCCCCCCCCCCCCCCGUUGUGUUAGCAGGCUUGUUUUUGAGAACUUGGCUCAGUUACCUUUCUUAUGGGUUGCACUGGAGGUUAACUAGGUGACAGUUUUAUAUUGUAAAAGCCCUGAUGCUACAACCAGCAGCUUCCCCAGAGCUAGAAUCUCCCUCCACCCACACCCCAUCCACAAUGGCAAGUGGGCACAUCCACGGGUGUCUGUAAUGUAGUGUUUUCAUUUUUGAAAUCCUCAUUUUAACAUCUCAACUUCCCUAACAUAGAAAUUCUGAAGAUCCACCCAUCUAAAGUUCUCCUAUGUAUGCCUUGUAAAUUUAUUCCAGUGAGGGGGCUUACAUUAUCAACUGUAGGUAGGACUCUUCCAAAGGCUCUGGUUCUGCUGCUUUUGUUCAUUAACUAAGCUUCUUUUGUGCCAUUGGUCACAUUGCACACUGGAGAUGCACGAGGUCUUGUUGAUGUCCUUGUCCUGGAGAUGCUGAGGAAGGUGGUCUAGUACUGUUGUCUCAGAUAUACUGCAGGCAAUAGAGGCAGAUGUCUCAUUUAAAGAACAUGGGUUAAUAUGUAGAUUCCAACAGGGCAGGUUGAAGGCAGAGGUGACUGCCCAGUUGGUGUUCUUUGAAAUUUUUGGUAUAAUUCAUUUUCUGAAGCAAAUUCUACUUUAUGUGCUAUAUUCAUGCUUGUUAUUUAAAGUUUACUCCUUUGAAAACAUGUAAUAUGGAGUACCACAGUGUCUCCAUCCCUGCCUUGGCAGACAAAUAGCGAAAGAAAAUGUGUGGUGGAUGCAGAAUUAUUUUCGAUCUGUGUGCGAAGUUAGUGUAGAUCGUGAGAUGAGGCCACAUGAGCCCACUGCUCUUUUAGUGGCCAAGUGGGUUUUGGAUUGAAUUGGAUUACAAAGUGUGGAAUGUUGGUUAAUGGUUGGAAACCACAUCCUCAGGGAAUCAAGUUGUGGUUCACCCAAGUUACUGUGUGUCCCAGAACUAAUCAUUUCCUUUCUCUGUCUUCAGUGGGAUUAAUAGGAUUAAUUAACAAAUGGGAUUAAGUUAGAUAAUCUCAUUAUAUCUGAUUUUAAACUUCUGUGAACCCAGCCAUUUCAUUUCUUUCUGGAAAUCUGUAAAUUUGAACCUUGAAUGAAACACCAGUGGAACUAAAAAUAUUGGUCUGGCUAUCGCUUUAUGGCUUUUCCUGAGUGAUAGCAUUUUCACAUUUAAGCUUAAAGGUUUCAUUAGAGGAAAGGGUCUUCAUUUCCCUUUUUUAGAGGCUGUUCCUUUCCUGCCAGUUAAGUUCUCUGGAGCAGGUAGACCAGAGGUAUUCCCCCGGUGUCAACCACCAAAUAGGUAAUGAAACAGUAAAAGGAACCAUUUAUGAGCACUGAACAGAGGAGCAAUCAACACAUGUAGGGCACUUUCCACAGUUGAUCCCAUUUAAGUCUCACAACGAUCCUGUAAAGUUUAUAUCAUUAUCCCCACUUUACAGAUGGAGAAAUCCAGGCAAAGAGAAGCGAAAUAACUUGCCCAAAGUCUCUUUCAUAAAGGAAAGAAUUAAAUGAUCAUCUGUCUGUAUGACUUGAGGCAGAGCCCCUCCUUUCCUUAGCUGUUUCCUGCCUCUCCUUGACCUUUGGAGGUUGGGGUGCAGGGAGGUACGAGAGGCCAUUGGCAUCACUCUUCUCAUGGAUCCUGAGCCAGCUGGGGAAGGGGCUCCAGCCUUGUCCCCAUACUGCAAUUGCUCGUUUUGAAGUUAGAAGGUGGAGGCUUUGUUUAAGCUCAAAGUCAUGAGGAAAACCUUCCGCUCUGAUACAGUCUUAUCUUGCUUUGAAGGCUGUGUGUUCCUUGGUUUGAUUCCUUCCCCAUAUUCUCUCCUUAAGCUAGAUUCCCUUUGGAGAGUUGGACACAAAUGGUUGGAUUUGCCCAUAUUUGGACAAGUCUUUUGGGGACGUUGGUGUUGGAUCAGUGGCUUUCAGACUUUUUUGACCGCAGAAGUAUAGCAGGAUGAGAAACCCUGCGACCAUUUACUAUACCAUAUUUUCCCACUUUUCACUUUUUAUGUAAACAUGCAUAUCUUUAAGCUUUUUAGUAUUGCCAAGUACUGCAUGACAACCAGACUUCUUAAUACAUGGAUCUAAACCAAAUUAUUUAUGAUGUUAGUUUAUAAACACAAUUUUAGUAGCCAUUAAAUGAAUAAAGAAUUUUAUAGUAAGGAUUUGCCUAUUUGGUUCAGCUUGUGACCCAAGAGGGACUGUCCCUUAGGCUACUGAUUUAAAUUUGGGGAAUCCUGAGUUACAGGGAGAGGCAGGGGUAGAAAUACUUGUCCUCCUUCAUGUCCCUGGACGCAGAGAGGGAAAGGAAGAGUGCUGGCGGGGGGUGUAAUUUGUCUUUUCAAUCUUAUGAGAAGAGAGUAUUCCAUGAAUGGUCUUCUCCCCAUUGGGAGCUUAUGGAGACCUUCCUGAUGGGUUUUCAAGAUUUGAUCCAGCAUGUGAGCUGCUGCAGCGUGCCAAGGUAGGCAACAGAAGUGAGAGCAUGGCUCUGGUUUGUGAAUGAGUGAUCCUGCCAUACAGAUGGGUGCUCUUUUCUUCCUCACAGCCUGGAAAUAGGGUCGAAGGCUGGUGCCUUGCCUUGUUAGACUUUUGGGAAUGGAGGAAGGCAGUGUAAUAACUCCUGAGUGUGAAGGACUGAUGAGUUUCAGCUCGAUUGGCCCUGAAUUGAAUCCAUCUGGAUCCAGGAGGAAAGAUCUGUUCUUGGUUUAUGAAGAGCCAAGUUAAAAUCUCACAAGGUAGGGGUAGGGGAAGCCAAAGAAAAUACAGAGUGAGUUGCUCCCUGUUGGCAGACAGUGGCAGACAGAUUCCCUAUCAACAGUCGAAUGCUAGUUAACUGGCUCGAAGGGGAAGGGAAGCCCUGAUUUUUAGCGUUUGCCCGGUUUCUGUGGUUCAAACUUUUAACGAGGCCACCUACUUACAAAAUUUGUUUUCAGUCCUCUCUUGUAAACUAUUCAACCCUGCCCCAGCACACUACUGCAAGCCUCCCUCAGGUGUUUUGAAUUCCCAUUGUGUGCUCAGGUCUGUGCCCUGUGACAUAGAUACUGAAGCACAGUGUCUUCUGAAGAAACUUGUUAUUUCAUUGACAGGCCAGGAGCUGGAAGCACUGACAGGGUACAGUUGUGGUGUGGAUCGAGUAUAGUAGUCCAGAGUGAGAAGCUGAGUGCUGGAAAGAUCAUGACAAGGGGACAUUUGAGAGCUAGACUUGAAGGAUAAUAGUAACAGCUAAUGUUUAUUGGUAAUAAUAGUAUCUGAGUCUGUACUAAGCAUCUUGCACACAUUAUUUAUGAUGUUAUUUUUUUUUAGAAAUAGAUAAUACCUUCCACUUUACACAUGAGGAACCUAAGACUUAGUAAAAAAGAAUUCUGCCCAAAUUGCAUAGGUGAGACAUUUUGGUGGGUGUGUAGUAGUAUCUCAUUGUGGCUAGAAAGGAGUAAAGCCAGUACUUGGAACCUGGUCACUUCAACUGCAGAACUCAUACUCUAGCCCACUGUAUCAUAUUGCUAUUAAUAGAAGAAGGAAGGUUCUCUCAGUGUAGAAGGGUAUGACUACAGCCCAAAGUCUUGGGACUAGGUGGGAGUCAGCAUAUUUGAGUUCUAGUCCUCAUUUUACUUACCCAUGUAUGUCUCUAGCCAAAUCACACCUUUCCUCUUCAUCUUGAAUCGAGAAUCAGAUGAUCACUUAGUUCCUUUUUAUUUCUAACAUGUUGUGAAUUUUAAGUUAUAAAAAUGAGAGUAUAGUUUCUUUAAGGAACAGUAUCCUGUCAGGGUAUGAGGCAUGGGAAGCUCUAAGUUUGGCUGGUGAUGGGGUAAGCAGAGGAGAGUGAUCUACCAGGGGCAAAUGAAAGGAAUGAGACUCCCAAGUGGUGGAAAGCAAAAGCAGAAAAAGUUGUUGCUGGAAACUCAGUUGUUUCCAUUUGCAAUUCCCCAGGUGGAAAGAUGUGAAUUGUGGGUGCACAGAGAGAGAACAAGCUAGUCUUUUGCAUUGGAUGUUCCUAGACUGCUCACUUCUCCUUGAUGGCUUUAGCAUCAGGCCAGGCCUUUAUUUGGGUUAUUUCUGAGGAUCCUCAAGUUAUCACUCCUUUCUUUUAGCAUUAACUUAGCAGUUAUUUGUUAAGCACCUGCUAUGUGUGAGUCACUGGAAUGGAAAUAAGACAAAUCUGGUCCAUCCCCUGUUGAAUUUAUAAUUUGGUAGGGGUAAUAGAUAGUGUGCAAGUAAGUUACACAUUUUGAUAGGUUUGUGAGAAGCUGGGUUUUGUUGGUUGGAGUCAGGGAAAAUUUCUGCCUUCAGCAUGGGAAACAGGUGGGAAGGGACCAAGAGUGGAAAUGGGGAGACCAGUUAGAAGAUGAUUACAGAUAUCCAGGCAAGAUGGGCUGAUUGAGAAGCAAGUACACAAAAAAUGGGAUGAAUAUUAGCCAGAUCUCUUGCAAAAAUAAAUGGAAAAAUUCUUGAGAUUCUUUUAUUGACUCACUUAAAUGUUAUAUUUAAUAAAGUUUUGUAAAAUUCCAGUCUCUAUAAAGGAUACUGAAAACCCUAUGAGAUUAAUGACAGUAGAUGAAAAGUAAAUGAGACUGGUGUAAAGUAUGUGGCUGUUAAAGGGAUAUGAGAUGGAAGAGUGACAUGGACUAGUUUUAACUAGAAGAUUUCCAAAUGGGCAGGUUUGGAGAUGAAAUUUAAAGGAGAUAAACUGGAUUUAGGAGAAUAAACCCAUGCAUUGGAAAGUUUAAAAGGAAUAUGACUCAAAGGAUGGAAAACUGCACAUUAUAAAAAUUUGCUUAUAAGAAGCACUAUGAGAAAGUAAAAAUCAGAUUUGUGAAAAAAAAAAAAAAAAAAAAAAAAAA
Capra hircus (goat) is the source of this 15795-nucleotide messenger RNA. RefSeq names its product copine 1 (gene CPNE1). Gene Ontology annotation, cellular component: ribonucleoprotein complex; plasma membrane; nucleoplasm. Gene Ontology annotation, biological process: regulation of canonical NF-kappaB signal transduction; cellular response to calcium ion; positive regulation of tumor necrosis factor-mediated signaling pathway. The transcript is spliced from 3 exons. The coding region runs from base 813 to 3674 and encodes 953 amino acids. Gene Ontology annotation, molecular function: calcium-dependent phospholipid binding; RNA binding. NCBI's taxonomy places the organism in Eukaryota, Metazoa, Chordata, Mammalia, Artiodactyla, Bovidae. The record is from RefSeq and is a predicted model, not a curated record.